CAUUCUCAUUAAAACCCUAAACCAUUCAAUAACUAAAGCGAGCCAAAAAGUAGUGAAGUCUCUGCACAGCUACGGGAGCAGCGGAUCACAUUAAUUACAUCCUCCACGUUCUUCUCCUCUCCUUCACGCUCCACUUCACCUCUACAGAUCUCACCUUUGAGAAAGCCGCGACUCUCAGGCGGGGACGACAGUGGCGCGGAGCAGAUGCAAUGGCGAUCUUCCUCCUCCACCUCUUCCUCCUCCUCCUCCUCCUCUCCUCCUUCACCGGCACCGCCGCCCAGUUCCAAAACCCUAGGCUGAGAGACGCCUACAUCGCCCUUCAGUUUUGGAAGCGCACCGCCAUAUUCUCCGACCCAAAAAAUUUCACCGGCGACUGGAUCGGCCCCGAGGUCUGCUCCUACCACGGCGUCUUCUGCACUGCAGCCCCCGACGCCCCCAAUGUCACCGUCGUCGCAGGCGUCGACCUCAACCACGCCGACAUCGCCGGGUACCUGCCCUCCAAGCUCGGCCUCCUCGCCGACCUCGCCCUCCUCCACCUCAACUCCAACCGCUUCUGCGGCAUCCUUCCUCAUACGCUUCGCCGCCUCCGUCGCCUCUACGAGCUCGAUCUCAGUAACAAUCGCUUCGUGGGCAGUUUUCCUGACGUCGUCCUACGCCUCCCCGCCCUCCGCUUCCUCGAUCUGCGAUUCAAUGACUUCGAAGGCUCUAUCCCGCCCGCCCUCUUCCGCCGACCCCUCGAUGCCAUCUUCCUCAACGACAAUCGGCUCCGCCACGGCAUCCCCGAAACCUUAGGCGAAUCCCCUGUCUCCGUCCUCGUCCUCGCCAAUAAUCACCUUGGCGGAUGCAUCCCCACCUCGAUCGGCGGCAUGUCGGAAACCCUAAACGAGAUAAUCCUCCUCGACGACGACCUCACCGGGUGCCUCCCGGUACAGAUCGGGCGGCUCCGCCGAGCCACCGUCUUCGACGUUGGAUUCAACAGCCUCCAAGGCCCACUGCCGGGGUCCGUCACCGGGAUGAGGAGCCUCGAGCAGCUCAAUGUCGCACAUAACCGCCUCACUGGACGGAUCCCUGACGGCGUCUGCGAACUUCCCCGGCUUAGGAACUUUAGCUACUCGUUCAACUACUUCAACGGCCAGCCCCCGGCCUGCGCCCGGAGGGGGCCGACGGUGUUUGACAGCAGAGGGAACUGCAUCGCCGGCCUCCCGGAGCAGCGGCCUCUGCGGCAGUGCAUCUCCCCGGGAGCCCAGCCCUUCGAUUGCCGCAAGUCGAGCUGCUUCAUUGGCGGCGCCACCACCUCCCCGUAUCCUAAGCCCUCGCCGCCGCCGCCAAGAAUUUCCAUUCGUAGGCGUGUUGUCCCGCCGCCGCCUUCUCCAGUUGGGGGUGCACACAGAGGCUACUCGAAGAAACCAUCCCCGCCGCCGCCGCCGUACGAAUCAGCUCCUUCUACUAGAACUCACCCACCGCCGUCCUAUUCAACGCCGCCGCCGUCGCAUUACGGCCCAUUUCAUCCUCCUCCAGCUGCCACUCUACCACCACCUCACAACACUUCUUCACCGUCAUCACCAUCUACGCCUUUGGCAUCCCCGCCGGCACCUUUCAUACCAUGGAAAGCACCAACAUCACCGGUUCCGCCGCCACCGCCGAAGCUCCCUCCAGUCGUGGGCGUCUCCUAUGCCUCCCCACCUCCGCCGGCGAUACCAUACUACUGAUCUCCACUGUCGAUCGGUCAUUUCAACCCAAAAGCCCUUUUUUAAUGCUCCUCUGCUGUCUCCAUCAUCAUCUGCUUCUCCUUAUUCCUGUUUCGAGAUGAUCAUGUCGGUAUUGCCAUGGAAUCUAAGCGUGGUUUAGUUAAUUUUUACAAUUAUGUAUCCUAAA
Zingiber officinale is the source of this 1875-nucleotide messenger RNA. Its product is annotated as leucine-rich repeat extensin-like protein 1. Gene Ontology annotation, molecular function: protein binding. NCBI's taxonomy places the organism in Eukaryota, Viridiplantae, Streptophyta, Magnoliopsida, Zingiberales, Zingiberaceae. The coding region runs from base 210 to 1709 and encodes 499 amino acids. The transcript has a single exon. The record is from RefSeq and is a predicted model, not a curated record.